This is a messenger RNA of Lingula anatina, 1232 nucleotides long. RefSeq lists its product as uncharacterized. The record is from RefSeq and is a predicted model, not a curated record. NCBI's taxonomy places the organism in Eukaryota, Metazoa, Brachiopoda, Lingulata, Lingulida, Lingulidae.
AUGGAUAGUGGAAAUGUGAAAAUGAUGAAUGUUGGAGAAUUAGUGGGAGAAAAUUUUGUGAUUCCUGUUAGUGUAAGUGGUGUGAAAACAUUAGCAGUUGUGGAUACGGCAGCUCAAUUUACUAGCGUAAAUAAAAGAUUUUAUAGUAAAUUGCAGGGUGUACCUGGGUUUUGUGAGACUCUGAAAUUAAUGCUUGCUGGAAAAAAUGCAUUUAUGAUGGGUCAUAGAGUAGAAAAUUUGAGUAUUGAGAUAGAUGGAAUAGAAUAUAAGGAAAAUGUGUAUGUUGCAGAUUUGCAAGAAGGAAUUGAUAUGUUGUUGGGAUUGAAGUUUUUGAAGGAGAGAAAUUGUGUGGUGAAUUUAGUUGAUCAAACUUUGAUCAUUGGAGAAAGAUGUGUGAAGGGAAGCAUAGAAGUUGAAGGUGACUCUGAUUUGAGUAAAGUGAAUGGUGAGACAGAAGCUAAAAGUGAUGAGAAAUGUGUUGAUGAAUUAGAGAGAGAAGUUGAAAUUUGUGAAAAUAUGGUGAGAACGAAAAAGAGAAUAGUAGUUCCUCCAUUGACAGUGAUGAGAAUUUCUGUUUGUGCAGAUUAUGAGUUAGAGAAAAAGAAAGAGUAUGUGAUAGAACCUUGUGUUGAUAGACAAGUGUUGGUAUCUUGUGCAUUAGUUAAAGGUGAUGAUGUUGUUCCUAUAGAGAUAGUGAAUGAUGGAGAAAGAAAUGCUGUUUUGAAAGCAGGUAGUGUGUUAGGUGUUAUUAAGGAAGUUGAGACAGUUGCUUCUGAAGUGAGAUGUAAAGAAUAUGUAGAUGGAAAAGCUAGGGUGUCUGCUGUGAAUGAAGCUGAAAUGAAGUUGAAAAUAGAUGAAAAUAUGGAUAAAGAAGAAGUGAUGAGAAGUUUGAAAAGAGAUUUGCCUGAACAUUUGCAAGAUUUAUUUGAAAGAUCAAGUGAGGAGCUUGAUUCAAAUGAAAUGGUUGCAUUGUGUGAAACUUUGAGAGAUUAUGAAGAUGUAUUUGCAAAGCAUGAUCUUGAUUUAGGGUGCAUGAAAGGUGUUAAGCAUACUAUUAACACUGGAAGUGCAGCUCCUGUGAAACAGAAAUUGCGUAGAACUCCAUUGGGAAUGGAAGGAGAAGAGAGAAAGAUGCUUGAAAAGUUGUUAGCUUCUGAUGUUAUUCAGCCAUCAAAUUCUGAAUGGGCAUCCCCACCAGUAUUGAUAAGAAAGAAAGAUGGAAGUGUUAGAUG